CUGUAGUUAUUCGGUGUCCACACUUGUCUUGUCCUUGACUUCCAACCUCCCAUUGGCCCGUCCAAGCAUCUUCGAGACCGGAUAUCGAAACCAAAUUCGCUCCAAGAGUCCCACUCCCGUCCGCAACCUGCAACUUGGAAACCAUGUCGGUUUCUGACAACUACUCCGAUACCAGUAUGGCCAACCACCCUUACUACCCUCUCGACCUAGAGCUGCCCGGGUUUGUGCCGAGCCCAACCGCGGUACCGAUACUCCUCGCCUUCUUCGCCGCCGGCGUGGCCUUCGUCUUCUCGGCCACCGUCAUCUUGGCACGUACGGUUCAGCCCGGUCUUUCCAAGGGAAAACUGUACACGGCCAUGUGGUUUAUGCUGUGUGGAUGUAUCCACCUGUUCUUCGAAGGAUAUUUCGCCCGCCACGAAGCCGAGAUGCCCGGGCGUAUCGACAUCUUCGGGCAGCUGUGGAAGGAGUACUCCAAGUCCGACCACCGCUACCUGACCCGGGAUUCCUUUAUCGUCUGCAUGGAGACGGUGACGGCGGUGACUUGGGGCCCGCUCUCUUUUCUCAUCGGCUGGCUCGUCAUCAAGGACAGCCCUCUCCGCUACCCGCUCCAACUCAUCGUCAGUCUCGGCCAGUUCUACGGCGACGUUCUCUACUACGGAACUUUCUUCUUUGACGAGGCCGUCCAUGGGGCUGUCUACUGCCGCCCCGAGGGCGUCUAUUUCUGGGCCUAUUAUAUGAUGAUGAACGGGUUCUGGAUUGUCAUUCCUGGGUGGUUCAUCAUCCAGGCCGUUAUUGAGUGCACCAACGCAUUGCGCGUCGCGCAGGAGGUUGCGAAGCGGGCAUCGCCAAAGUCGCAAUGAUUGUGACCGGUUCUCACAAGGGGGCAACAACCACCAGGAUCAGUAGGU
This is a messenger RNA of Chaetomium fimeti, 908 nucleotides long. RefSeq names its product Emopamil-binding protein. Gene Ontology annotation, biological process: sterol biosynthetic process. Lineage: Eukaryota; Fungi; Ascomycota; Sordariomycetes; Sordariales; Chaetomiaceae. Gene Ontology annotation, cellular component: endoplasmic reticulum; membrane. The transcript has 2 exons. The record is from RefSeq and is a predicted model, not a curated record. The coding region runs from base 144 to 860 and encodes 238 amino acids. Gene Ontology annotation, molecular function: steroid Delta-isomerase activity; C-8 sterol isomerase activity; cholestenol delta-isomerase activity.